AGGAUUCUUUAAAAACUUUUUCAACCAAUCAAAAAACGAUACGUAUUUUUAUUGAAGUAGUAGAGAAUUUACGAAAAUUCGAGAAAAUAUCAUCACCAUUUACAAAAGAACACGACAUCGUAGACGAACUGGAAAAUGGCUAAUUGAAAACACGUUAAGAAAAAGAAAGCACGAAAAUAUUACAACGGCCAUGAUAGAUUAUCACCAUUUUAAUCAAGCAAAGGAUUGCAGUAAGAGAUAAAGAGAGAUCAGACGUUUUUACGCUUCCGCAGCACUAGCAAUCAAAUACAGACUUCAGAAAAUUGAUAAAGUUUAUUGUGUGAGAUUAUACGAAAAUAUAGAAAUGUCAACUGUGUUUAUCACCGUGCCCAAAUUUGUGGCCUUAACGCCGGGAACGGCAUCGACGUCAUCUACAACACCAGUGAAAUGUAGUCUGACCAAAAUCAUGCCAGCUCCUCCGUUGACAGAUGUCUUGCCAACAUCGAAAGCAUCUACGGGUGAGCCUACGUCUAAAGCUAAAAAGAGACGUCUGGAUCACUUAUCGUGGGAAGAAAAAAUACAAAGAAAAAAAUUAAAAAAUCGCGUUGCAGCGCAGACAUCACGAGAUCGUAAAAAAGCACGUAUGGAGGAAAUGGAAAACAUAAUUAACGCAAUGACUGAGAAAAGUGAAAUUUUAGAAAAUAAAUGCCAGAGCUUACAAACUAUUAACGACUCAUUGCUGGAAAAAAAUGAAAAACUCGAUGCAGAAGUUGAGCAAUUAAAACAGCAGGUUCAGUUAUUGCAAGCACAACAACAGCAAAUGCAACACAAAAUUGCUGCCUGCAUUGGCUGUGAAUCUUUAUUAAAUGGAUCAGCAGUAUCCAAAAAUACUGACCCUCAGCAGAAGGGUUCCAAGGACUCACAGUCACCGCAGGAAGCAAUGACAUUGUUAAAACUGAAACAGAUUCAGAACGUAGCGUCACUCUGGCGUAUAAUAGCUCUUUGCCUACUCUACAAGAUAUGCUGUUGCCCGACAAUGAAAUCGACAACCAGUCUGGAUAAUAAAGAAUUUGAUGCCGGAAACUUGGAAGAACUUGCUGAAAGCCUGCUCGCAGAUAUCACCGCAGACCUGGAAGCAGACGAUCGCACGAGCAGCGAGUCUAUUACCCAAAAUUCAAGCGGAACAGAGCGAUUGCUUGGAUCAGUGGUGGGGACCACAACAGAAUGCUUGGAAUCCAGCCAACAUAAAAACGACAACAGCGGCGGCAUAAAUAUCGCAGACAUAAAAGAUUACCCUCAGCAAUCAUCGGACAUCACACUAGAAAAUGAAGGUUUAACAUGUUUAAGAAAUGACGUGACUGCUACAACUAGCACCGCUGAUACCGUAUAUGGAACAUACGAUGCUAAAACAAAUUCGAUAACAAUAGAAAUGGAUGAUGUAGCUGUGCCCGUUGACGAGGCAGUAGAGGAAAUCUACUCUGAUGAUAUGUCAGAUAACGUAUCAUCAAAUGAACUGUUAUGCCCGUCCGUUCCAACUUCCCCUUCCCACAUUUAUCUAAAUGUCACCUCUCCUACUGACGAUGAAAUGGCUGGUGAUGAUGUUAAUUUGAAUUUUGAUCCCAUAACGAGAUUUGUGUACCCUACGCGUUCGGUGGUCUCGCCUUUAGCAAAAUCUCCAAUGCAUUCAUUCGAUUCGACUUUUUCAGAUCAUGGCUAUGAAUCGAUAAUGGGAUCACCGCAGCCCUUAUCACAUUUAGGCUUACCCAGUUCUCAGUUUGAGCCAGCAAUCGUUGACGAUAUUGAUUGGCCAUCGAGCUUUAAUGACCUCUUUCCCAACUUAAUUUAAUUAUAUCGAUAAUUUAAUUUUAGCAUCGUUUAAUUUUAGUUGUACAUAAUAAGCUACGAGUAUGUACGGUGUGUGUUUGCAAGAAUAAGUAUUGAAAAAUAUGCGUCCAAGGAGCGCAUUUAAAAUAAUUAUAAUUCAACGAUAAGCUGUUUUUGUAAUAUAUUCCGUCAUUAAGUUUAACAUGUUAACCCUUUUAUUUCUAAGAUUAAAUAAUAAGUUAUUAAGGAGAUGUACGUUUAAUCAAUAAAUUGAGUUCUUUUUCUUUUUGGUUUUCAACUAA
Messenger RNA from Glossina fuscipes, 2105 nucleotides. RefSeq lists its product as uncharacterized. The record is from RefSeq and is a predicted model, not a curated record. Gene Ontology annotation, molecular function: DNA-binding transcription factor activity, RNA polymerase II-specific; RNA polymerase II transcription regulatory region sequence-specific DNA binding. Gene Ontology annotation, cellular component: nucleus. Lineage: Eukaryota; Metazoa; Arthropoda; Insecta; Diptera; Glossinidae.